Aspergillus aculeatus ATCC 16872 is the source of this 783-nucleotide messenger RNA. RefSeq lists its product as uncharacterized. Gene Ontology annotation, molecular function: oxidoreductase activity, acting on NAD(P)H, oxygen as acceptor. Gene Ontology annotation, cellular component: intracellular anatomical structure. The transcript has 3 exons. The record is from RefSeq and is a predicted model, not a curated record. NCBI's taxonomy places the organism in Eukaryota, Fungi, Ascomycota, Eurotiomycetes, Eurotiales, Aspergillaceae. Bases 1 to 783 code for a protein of 260 amino acids.
AUGCCCCCCGCCGACUUCAACUGGCAGAUCACCCUCUCCGGCAAAGUCAUCGCCAUCACCGGCGCCAACCGCGGCAUCGGCCUGGGCAUCGCGGAAGUGUGCCUCGCCAACGCGGCGCAGCACGUCUACUCGCUGGACCUGAUGGACCCCGGGGAGGAGACCCGGGCGCUACAACAGCGCUACCCGAACUUCCACUGCCUCGGGGCGGAUGUGACCUCCCAGACGAGCGUGGAGACGGCGAUCGACCGCAUCGUGGCGGAGACGGGCCGCAUCGAUGGGCUCGUGGCCAACGCGGGCAUGACGCAGCAUCAGCCUGCGUUGCAAUUUGACAGGGAGGAGGUGGAGCGGUUGUUCGGGUUGAAUGUCUACGGAUCCUACUUCUGCGCCCAGAUCGCGGCCCGCAAAUUCAUCGAGCUGGGCAUCAAGGGGUCCAUCGUCAUGACGGCCAGUAUGACCUCUUAUCGACCGAAUCGCGCCGCCCCGUCCGCGCCCUACGGCGCCACCAAAGCUGCCGUGCGCAACAUGUGCCACACCCUGGCGAUGGAAUGGAGCCCCCACGGCAUCCGGGUCAACAGCGUCUCGCCCGGGUUCGUGCGCACCGCCAUGACCUACUACGUGGAGACGGCGCCAGACUGGCCUCAAAAGAUGGAGAACUACGGGGGCAUGCCGCGGCUGGCCGAUCCGCGCGAGCUGGGCGGCGCCUAUGUCUAUCUGUUGAGUGAUUGUAGUUCGUAUACGACGGGGAUUGAUAUUCCUGUUGCUGGGGUGGUUGGGGCUUGGUAG